UCACCUUUUCCGACGGUGAUGACCUCCCCACGAGAACACGCCUCUCGCAAAGGAUCUCCUUCAUCCCUCUCCAGAAGAGGAGAAGAGGAAACACAAGAAGAAGCGGCUGGUGCAGAGCCCCAAUUCCUAUUUCAUGGAUGUGAAAUGCCCAGGAUGCUAUACAAUGACCACAGUCUCUAGCCAGGCACAAACAGUAGUUUUGUGUGUUGGCUGCUCUACCGUCCUCUGCCAGCCUACAGGAGGAAAAGCAAGGCUUACAGAAGGGUGCUCUUUCAGACGGAAGCAGCACUAAAAGCCCCUGGAAUCAAGAUGAAUGGGAAACCAUCCCAAUAAACACAUUUUGGAUUAAAAAAAAAAAAAAAAAAAAAGAA
Orcinus orca (killer whale) is the source of this 371-nucleotide messenger RNA. Its product is annotated as 40S ribosomal protein S27-like. Gene Ontology annotation, biological process: ribosomal small subunit assembly; translation. Gene Ontology annotation, cellular component: cytosolic small ribosomal subunit; ribosome. Gene Ontology annotation, molecular function: RNA binding; structural constituent of ribosome. Bases 134 to 292 code for a protein of 52 amino acids. Lineage: Eukaryota; Metazoa; Chordata; Mammalia; Artiodactyla; Delphinidae. The transcript has a single exon. The record is from RefSeq and is a predicted model, not a curated record.